AUGUCCGCGAUAACACGACGCAAAGUGUUGUUCACAGUUUUGCUUCUAAUACUAAUUUUAUCGCUUUCGUAUGUAAUAUUCAAUGCAAACUUAAGUCAGCGCGAUCCUCUGGGGCAAAAAGGGUCUAGACCAUUGUCACCGGAGGAAAUUGCAUUUAUAAAUAAGCUGCUUGUGAGUGACAGUGACGAAACAAUUCCCUUAAAAAAUUUAACGAGAGACACUUACAAUCGCAGCGCAAUCUUCUUUGUAAGGGACACAUCCUCAGAAGAAUUCGAAUUAUCAUGCGCUGUCGAAUCGGCUUCGUUGAGAAAUCCAACUUUCAACGUGAUCGUACUCAGUUCCGAUACCGAAAUUAACUCCAGCGAUAGACUCGUGCGCAUUCUACAGUCUUAUGAGAACGUGAAAAUGUUCCACGUGGACUUUGGUUCCCUAACGAAUAACAAUGUGUCAACCUCUGAUGUAGACACCAGGCUGGCUCUACUCUGGUCCCAUGGGGCAAUUUACUUAAACCACGACAUUAUCAGCCUUAAGCCUCUUCGUGACCUACCAGAUAAUUUCCUAGUGAAUCUGGAAGAUGGAAGAAUCAGUUUCGAUGCAAUUGGGUGGCGUAAUCGAAACGGCACUGAGCCCGAGUUACCAGCGAAUGGCACUCUUCCAGUGAACAGGUUGUGUGUAGAGGUUCAAGGUAGUUUAGCGCUGGAGCAGCGAUGUGGUGAAUUCAAAAUUUUGAGUUUCCAGAAUUUCUACGCGAAUACACUCAAUGGGUCGUUAGUAAAUAGCACUGCAGCAAGUUACGCGGUGAAAGUCGAUGGUCACAACAGAGUACUAUUGGCGAAGUUAGCCGAGAAGUACUGCCCAACCACUUUUCAGGAGAUGAAAGCAAAAUCGGUUUGAUUGGAACGCAAAAGUCCUGAAACUCGUUUCAAGAAGUCGGUUUGUUGGCUUCUCAUAAAAAGGGAGGGUGGAAAUGACACGGCUCUUGAAAAUUAUUUAUUAAUCAUAAGUACAUAAUCAUUUGGCAGUGCACAGAGCAUACGUAAUAAAAUGGUUCAUG
Molecule: messenger RNA, 1054 nt
Organism: Photinus pyralis (common eastern firefly)
Lineage: Eukaryota; Metazoa; Arthropoda; Insecta; Coleoptera; Lampyridae
Exons: 2
Coding region: 1-894 (297 amino acids)
Biological process (GO): glycosphingolipid biosynthetic process
Molecular function (GO): hexosyltransferase activity
Source: RefSeq, a predicted model, not a curated record